Messenger RNA from Guillardia theta CCMP2712, 1449 nucleotides. RefSeq lists its product as hypothetical. Gene Ontology annotation, biological process: protein processing. Bases 50 to 1333 code for a protein of 427 amino acids. Gene Ontology annotation, cellular component: plasma membrane. Lineage: Eukaryota; Cryptophyceae; Pyrenomonadales; Geminigeraceae. The record is from RefSeq and is a predicted model, not a curated record. The transcript is spliced from 3 exons. Gene Ontology annotation, molecular function: metalloendopeptidase activity.
GUUCGAAGAGUUGACCCCCUCAUGGCCGUGGAGAACCUGGUUGAAGCUCAUGGCGUCGUGCACCGCCCCACCGGAUGGCGCUAUGAAGGCCUGUAGUGCGGAUCAUACGGACUUGAUGAAGGUUGGCGAGCAUGGGGGCAUAACGCUCAUCAUUCGAAGCAAGGAUUAUUUCCCCGUGCUGGAGAAGAUCCUCAAGGAGGUCCCACUGGAAGCCUUGAAGGCUGAGAUGCGGUGGAAGAUGAUCAGGAACUCAGCAGUGUACCUGUCCUCGGAUUUCAUUGACCUCAUGGUGAAGAUGAACGACGAUCUCUAUGGCGUCUCGCAGAAGAGUCCUCGUCCUCGCAAGUGCUACUACAGCACCACCUCCAACACCCCCUGGCCUGCUGCGAAGCUGUACACCGACAAGGCCUUCCACCAAGAGAACAGGGAGGCGGCACUUGAAAUGCUCGAGAAGAUUCGCGGCAGAUUCAUGCAGAACCUUGAGCACGAGGACUGGAUGUCGGCUGAGGACCGCAAGGCUGCGCAGGAGAAGCUGAGGAAGAUGUUCUUCCAGGUUGCCUGGCCCACUGACAAGGAGGGGAAGACGCACUGGCCGGUGGAAACCUUCGACAUGGACGGGCACAUGGGCCCAGACUUCUUUGUCAACUACAUGACCGUCAGCAGAUUCUCGAUCCAGCGUGACCUCGGAAGGAUUCUUGAAAAGCCGGACAGAAGAGAGUGGGGAGGAAGCUCUUCGCUCGACGUGAACGCGUUCUACGGCCCCAACAACAACGGCCUGUGGAUCCCAGCUGGCAUACUGCAGCCUCCUUUCUUCGAUGCCACGUACCCGGAAGCCCGGAACUUCGGCAGCAUCGGCUGCGUGCUGGGGCACGAGAUGAGUCACGGGUUCGAUGACAACGGGAGGCAGUUUGAUGCUCGCGGCGAGCUCCACGAUUGGUGGGACCAGGAAACUGUUCACAACUUUGCAGAGCGCAGCAGCUGUAUCGCGAAUCUCUUCGACGGCUAUGCCGUCGCUAACAGACAUGUCAAUGGCAAGCUGACGCUGGGAGAGGACAUAGCAGACGCCGGCGGCCUCAAGUUCGCUUACGAAGCUUUCAUCACGUCCAAGGAGAGGCGCUCGUAUGAGAAGCGCAUGUUCUUCACGGCCUUCGCACAGACCUGGUGCUCCGUCGUCCGCAAGAAGUCCGCAGUUAACUCCGUGCUCACCGACACUCACGCCCCCGCCAAGUUCAGAGUUCUCGGAGCCCUCAGUCAGUUCGCGCCCUUCGCAGAGGCCUUCCAGUGCCCUGCUGGGUCUCCUAUGGCUCCGAUCCGACGGUGUCAACUGUGGUAGAACGGGUCGAGUCUUUGACAACUGGGGGAGUUAGCGGGGUAAGGAGGGGGAGGGAGGGGGACGGGGGGGAUGAGGGUGUUAGUCUUAUUUAUAGCGAUCUUAAAGGAAUUCAUGUG